AUGGACUCCUAUUUGAGGUAUAAGCAUAACCCCAGCCAGUCGAAGAAAUCCCUAAUCUUAUUUUCUUCACUUUUCUUCAUUGGAAUCCUUUUUGCUGUUUUCGCUCUAAAAUCCAGCUUUCCUUCUAAAAGCCGCAGCCUUUCCCAAUUUGAGCUUGACCAAGAACAAUUCAAAAGUUUCAUUCUUACCUACAAUAAAAAUUAUCCUACGCCCGAAGAGUUCUUAAAAAGGUUCCAAAUCUUCAGAGAGAACCUAGCCCACUUCCAGGAAUUCAAUUCUCAAAGACACUCUUGGACCAAAGGAAUAACUAAAUUUGCAGAUAUGACUGUAGAAGAAUUUCAUGAAAAGUAUUCUAGACCUAUGGAAAAGGUAGAAAUUGAGCAUAUCUUAUCUUAUUAAGUUUAUAACGUUUAACGUCCACUAUGGGGUAGCCGUUUCCAGAGUUGCCACCAUAUUUUCCACUUGUCGGGUCCAUAGACCUCUGAAUCGAUCCAUUUCGUUGUGCCAGGGCAUGGACAAAUACAGUGUUCUGGCUUCAACGGGCUACCUUGCCUUGCCUUCUUUGACUCAGCUCCUGCGCGUGUUCCGCCUAAGGGUUGCCUUCCUCAGGUGUGCUGAGAGGCAAUGCUUUGAACCUCUUGAUGCACUUGUAGCAGUGCCAGCUUAAUUGCCUGAGUUAAACUGCUAUUGCUGUACAGAAGUUCUCAAAAGAAAGCCUAACCCCAUAAAUAAAAUUGCUUGAGGGAGAGAAAUUAGCGAAGCUAAUUUCACUCGAACCGAAUGCCAUUUUAUUUAUAUAGAAAAUGAACAUUACAAGGAAUUUGAAGUUGGAGAUACAAUAUUUUCUUGGGACUGGAGAAAUGUUCCUGGAAUUCUUACACCUAUAAAAGAUCAACAUACCUGCGCUAACUGCUACGCUUUUGCAAGUGCAGCCACAGUAGAAAGUGCUUGGGCAAUCAGCGGCAAAGGUCUUCACUCACUUUCUGUACAGCAAAUCACAGACUGCUCUUUGGGGUUUGGCAACCAUGGUUGCAAUACUGGCAGCUACAUAGCUACUUAUGGCUAUAUAUAUAUUUUUUGUUAUUUUUUACAUUAUUUUCAUUAAUAUUAGCAUUAUUUCCAUUCUAUAUUAUAUAUUAUAAAAAAUAUGGGCUUGUCAGUCAAGAGUAUUAUCCUUUUGUUAAUUCAGUUGGAAACUGCAAAGAAAGCAUUACUGAAUAUCCUCUAG
Molecule: messenger RNA, 1228 nt
Organism: Blepharisma stoltei
Lineage: Eukaryota; Ciliophora; Heterotrichea; Heterotrichida; Blepharismidae
Source: the annotation of a GenBank genome assembly